AUGACUUCACUUUUUGUUAUGAAUUUGCUUACUUUUUUAUUUCUCUCAAACUUUUGUAUACUUCGAAUAUCAACCGAGUCUAUUUAUGAUCUCCCCUGGACAGUUGACAAAGGUAAUUGGAUAAUAACCGCAAAGUUAAUCUCGUCAAAUGAUGGAGUUUUCGAUAUUCGAGAGUACGUUCAUUCAAGUGAAGUUGUUCGUGGUAAAAUAACUAUAUCUUCUGGAGAUGAUACAAUGGAUAUUUUUUAUUCCAGUGAAUUUAAAAACGAUAGAUUAGUUAUUCAGAAUCAACAAUGUUUUGGAUUUAAUUUGAAAAACAAAUGGGAUCAUAAAUUAUUCAACAUCGAUUCGACAAAGCCUCUUCUUAAUCAUCUACUGAUGACGGGACCUUCGAUUGUGUUCAGGAUCAAUGGAAGGAACUUUAUCUGGAGACAAGACGAAGAUACAAAUAUUAAUGGAUUCGCGGUCCAUUCUGCAAACACAACAUUCAAUAGAAAUCUUGAUAUUAUUUACUAUUACAAAACUCAUUUAGAUUCUCCAGGAAUAUUAAAAGCCAAUCGAUUACAAUUUGAUGGACCUUUUCAAAUAAUUACUUCCAGCGAAAUUGUUAACUUAGAUAUUUAUUCAAUUACUAAAACACAGGAAGAGCUUGAUAAAGUUGUUACGGUUACACCAGGAAUCGGUUGUCCCUUGAACCUCAUAACAUCAAAAUCUCAUGACUGGUUUCAAAUACCAGAAAUGGUGGGAUCGAGCUAUCAUUUUGUGUCAAAAACUACUGUUAAUGGACCCAAAAAGUCAAUAACUUUGAGUGAGAUGUACGUUAACGGCCGAGAUCUUACUACAAGUUUGAAAACAAUUGAACAAGGGAUUGUGACGGAAUCUAUUUACGAUUAUAACUUGGGAACUAUUUAUUCCCUAACAAAAGAGGGUCGUUGUUUGAUCUCCGGCAUUGGUCCAAAUAGUCCAGGAAUAAGUAUUUACGGAACAUUCACCCAAUAUGGUUUUCUUAAUUAUCGAGACCUAAAUGGAUACUCGUAUCUUGGUAAAACUUUUAUCAGAUCAGGGUAUGAAGCUCAUGUUUGGGAGAGAGUUGAUUACUACUACAAAUUCGAAGGCAAAAAAUAUGAUAAAUUUGUUACUAGUCAUUAUUUUGUGAAAUCAUCUGAGGCCAAAUUAUUCAAAGAUUUUAUUCUCGUAAGAACUACAACAAGCAAUUACAAAGAUGUGAGCACCAAUUCUUAUAAAUUGAUUGAAACCAUCACAAAAGAUUACUAUGGAUUAGAGGAAACGGAAUCAGGUCGAGAUUAUGAAGCUGCAUUAACUUUACACUUUGGUGAUUGUUACCCUGAUUCAAAAGAUAGAAAGACUUUGGCAAUUUACUUCAGUUGUGAUAAGGACGAUAUAGAAGAUGUGGACUGCGUAAAGUAUGCGGAAAACCGUUAUGAUUUAUUCAAAUUAAGUGUGAAAAACAGAUUGGCUCAGAAUCAUAAUAUUUCUCCUGCAAGAGUAGCUAAUAUUGACCUCGUUUUUGAAGAUCGAAGUAUCAAAGCAUUAGUGACCUUUUUGAAAAUUCCCAAUAUAGAAGAUAGUUUACAGAAAGAAACAAUAAAAUUGUCUAAGAGCACAGUUUCAAGCUUGUAUCAAGUAUCUGCAGAUUCAGUUGGCGAUUGUUUUUACAAACAAGCUAGACUCAAUUAUGACCCAGAAGCAAUAUUAUUUUGCUAUCAAUACAUAGGGCCCAAUAUUUGCGGUCGUAUUAAAUUAAAGGAGACUAUCGUCAAAGAUAAGACUGGUACGACUUGCGAUGUAUUUUAUCCAACAAAAUGUUAUUCUCAAUUCGAAAAGGAAGUUCAUCUUGAUAAAUUAGAAAAUGUUAUUCGUCAUAAUAAAUUACAAGUUUAUCUAUCCGGUGAAGCUUACAUAUCUUACAGUUCCACAAAAGUUGUCGAGAUAACUAAUGGGUUGAAACAAAAUAGAAACUCUUUCGUAUUGGUUGCAUCGGAAAAGAAACUGAUAGAUACUGAUGUUGAUGUCAUAUUGGUUAAAGAUGUUUCAAAUCUUGGUGAUUGUUAUGGUACUUGUGCUCAUGAUGAUGUCAAUCUUUGUGAGACUUUCGUUUAUUGUCAAUAUACAGAUAAAUCUUCUUGUUAUACAUCAAAUAUUAUCCAUGCUAAUUUAUCCUCGCGAACGACAGAAGAUGAAUCUUGUAAAAUUUACUCAAAGAACCGACUAUUAGAUUACAUUAAGAUAUCUUCGAGAGAGUUUAAACAAUCAACUAGCAUCGCUAUUGAUGUUCCGCUCGAUGAUUGUGCUUCAAUGUGCAGUUCGUCUGAUGAAUGUUUCUCAUUCCAACAAUGUGGUGGUUCUUGUACUUUGAGUGGAUUUUACACUGACUCGAUAUCACAAGAAAGUUCUGAUUGUAAUAUUUAUAUUCCAAAAGUUUCUCAACAAUUUAUAUCAACUGGACGAAAAAUUGUUUCUCAAGUUUUUCACACUGAAGUUAAUCUAAAUUUGGAUCAGUGUGCUGCUCUUUGUCACAGUUGGACAAAUACUGGUGAAUCUUGUGUAUCAUUUAACUAUUGUCCUAAAAAUGGUGAAAUAAGCUCAUGUAGCUUAUCAAAAUAUUCGACCAACGAUAAAUCAGUUACUUUUAUUAAUUCAGGUGAUUGUAAAAAUUAUCAAUACAAAAAUCUAAAAGCAACCAAAGACAAAAAUCAUGUGUAUCACAAAGCUAUGACUGGAAAGAUAAACGGAGGAGCCGCAUUCGUCUUGAUCAUUUUUUUCAUUAGUAUUGGACUUUUGCUUGGAUUCAUUUUCCCGGUGCUCAUCUAUGAAAAAUUAAAGGGAACUAUCAACAGAAAAUUGGUUUCAUCAUCCUUAACGAAAGAAGAAGUUAGUUCAUUCAAGUGGAAAAGACAAAUUGAUCAAACGGAAGCAUAAAUUCAGGAAUAAUAAUUCAUAUUGUGUUGGGCUUUUUUAAUCCCAGUUUACUUUAGAGCCGUUAAUAAAAAAACUAUUAUAACUCAAGCAAAUAACAAAUAUCACAGAAUAUCUCAUGAAGAAAUAAAGAAUUUAUUAUAAAAGUUUAAA
Messenger RNA from Panonychus citri (citrus red mite), 3090 nucleotides. RefSeq lists its product as uncharacterized. The record is from RefSeq and is a predicted model, not a curated record. Bases 1 to 2940 code for a protein of 979 amino acids. The transcript is spliced from 14 exons. NCBI's taxonomy places the organism in Eukaryota, Metazoa, Arthropoda, Arachnida, Trombidiformes, Tetranychidae.